This is a messenger RNA of Aspergillus mulundensis, 1428 nucleotides long. RefSeq lists its product as uncharacterized. NCBI's taxonomy places the organism in Eukaryota, Fungi, Ascomycota, Eurotiomycetes, Eurotiales, Aspergillaceae. The record is from RefSeq and is a predicted model, not a curated record. The transcript has 3 exons. The coding region runs from base 1 to 1428 and encodes 475 amino acids.
AUGGCCCUCGUAUCUCCUACGAACCUUCUAUCCCUUCAUCACGCGUCCGGCGACCAGACUACGGCGCUCAAUAACUGUCCAUCCAGGCGAUACCGUUAUGCCAACGAGACAAACGGCGAACAGCCGCUGAAGAUACCAGACCCGAUGCUCUUUCUUAGUCCAUCGACAGAUCAUCGGCCGAAGGUGCUACCGACAAUCAGCCACUGUGCUAUCCACCUCGAAAUGCUAGAGGUGUUCCACACUCUACGCCACGAAGUAAUCCAGUCCACGAACCUGGAUGCUGCGUUCGACAUCGGUCCCAGAGCCACCACGAAAUCCCGACGGAAGUGGGAUUCUAGAACGCGGAAAUAUAUAGCGGAAGCGGUGUUAAUACAGGACCCCAAUAUCGGAGAUAAACGAAAAAUGAAGUGGACGUACUUCCUGCACAUUGCAGCGACUCGAUUUCAUGAGUGGAUACGGAGGGUUGCGAAUCACUUGAAAGAUGCGCAACUUGGAGCGCCUCUUCCACGUUAUCUGUUUCUUCCGCCCCUUGAUGUGCUGGUAAUAUGGCACGCUUUUUUGUUAAAUUGCGAUGACUUCAAGGCGUACUGCGAGAAGAACAAGCUUUUCGGCAUCCAGGAUAUCGUGUUUCCGUGGGCAGACAUCCACGCCGCCAUCGACCCAGAUACAUGGAAAUACACUCUGCCAAGUGAGCACAGUGACUGGCUCCUCAACACCCACGGUCUAGAUUCGAACCUGGUCGAAACACUAGCCCACAGCGGCAAAAAAGACACUCUAAUCCAAAACGUCCUGCAUGCAUUCUACGAACCCCAAAAGCGCUCCAAGCAGCACAGCACCUCCCGCCUAUCCCAGACCCUUCGAAAAGCGCGCCAAACACAAGAACUGAACAAACCACUCGUUGAGAACGUAGAGCGCCAAUGCGUCUUCGUCGACAAAAUGCACGCGCACCGCUGGAUCCGCAGCCCAGCUGUCGCGGGCACGCUCCGCAGAGCCGUGGACCGGUACGGCAAAUUCCUGCACCUCUUCCGUCUACACCCGGAUCAAUUCCUUGUUCCAACGCUCGAUGUCGAUCUCGUCUGGCAUACGCACCAAUGCAGCGCAGGCAGAUACAGGACGUUCGUGACGGAGCGUGUCGGCCGGUUUAUUAACCACGAAGACAAAAUCGGUCGCGGGACGCUGGACGAUGGGUUCACGAAUGCGGAGCAGUGGUAUCGACUAAGGUAUGGAGAGCAGUACCAGGUGUGUCUGUGUUGGUCGUGCGAGGCGAUUCUGGAGGAGGUGGAGGAGCUUGAUGAUGAUGAGUUCGGUGAACUUGAUCCGCAACUUGGGGAUUUGGCGAGUAGAGUUGAGCGCAGGGUGCAUUACUAUCGCGAGGUGGAGGUUGCGAGGACGCUUGGGAGGGAGAUGCCGCUUUGGGGUCAUGGCUAG